AGUUCUGUGGUCACGGCCCCCCAGGCUACAGACCCCGCCCGGAUGGGGCCCCUACGCCGCCUCCUGACUGCGGCACUACUUCUGGCUCAGGCUGCGCCUCAGGAGGCCUCCCAGCACUGCGGGCGCCUAGAGUACUGGAACCCUGAUAACCGGUGCUGCAGCAGCUGCCUGCAGCGCUUUGGGCCGCCCCCCUGCCCGGACUACGAGUUUUCGGAAAACUGCGGAUUCAAUGAUUUUGCCGACCACGUGACAUACCCCUUCAAAGAGUGUCCCUUUGGGCAGUGCAACCCCGACAAUGCGGAGCUAUGUAGCCCUUGUGGCGCCGGAGCCACGGCCCCCGCUCCCGCAGGGAGCAGGAGCGGAACCCAGCGUCGCUGCAGAGAGAAGCCGGUCCCUCCCAAGGAGCCCUGUCCUCUCAAGUCUGGGAAACCCAGAGUCUAUAGCUCCCAGGAGCCCAGCCCAUCAGCGAUUUCCAGUGUCUCCUGGACACCUGAGCGCAACGUCACUCAGCAGGCCUUGCCGAAUUUCGCCCUGCCAGUGGUGCUGGUUCUCAUGGUGCUGGUUCUGCUGGUGACCUCAGCAGUGAUCCUUCUGCUUGCCCAGCGGUGUCACCGCCGGGCAAAAGUCCUCCAUCCCUACCCCGGCUUGGUUUGUGGCGACACCAAUAUCCAUACGGUCUUCUCCUUGCCCUCGUCCUCUCCAGGCUCCCUGGAGGCAUCAGACGCAGGGGAUAAGGUCUCUCUGGUUCCACUCCUGGGCAGAGAACUGCCGAGUCUGGCAUCACAGCCCCUGUCUCGCCUCCUCGAUGAGCUGGAGGUGCUGGAGGAGCUGAUAGUGCUGCUGGAUCCUGAACCUGGGCCAGGUGGGGGGAUGGCACGCGGCACCACGAGACACCUGGCGGCAAGGUACGGAGUGCCCGCUGCCUGGUCCACCUUUGCCUACUCACUGCGACCCAGUCGCUCGCCACUGCGGGCUCUGAUCGAGAUGGUGGUGGCAAGGGAGCCCUCUGCUUCUCUGGGGCAGUUUGGCACACACCUGGCCCAGCUGGGGCGGGCAGAUGCACUGCAGGUGCUGUCCAAACUUGGCUGA
Puma concolor (puma) is the source of this 1089-nucleotide messenger RNA. RefSeq names its product IGF like family receptor 1 (gene IGFLR1). Lineage: Eukaryota; Metazoa; Chordata; Mammalia; Carnivora; Felidae. Gene Ontology annotation, cellular component: plasma membrane. The record is from RefSeq and is a predicted model, not a curated record.